AUGAGUAAUGGUCCUAAGCCAGAUGCAGCCAAGGUAAGAAGGGAUUCACUUUUGCAGCGAAACAUGCUGCUCAGUAUGAGACUUAACAACAGCGGUAAUAAUGAAAACCAACAAAUUGGUCAAUUAACCUCUGAAAAGAAUAAUGGGAAUUGGAGGAAGACCCUGGGAGUACCGAGAAAACUUUCCAUACGAUCCAGUAAAGUUGGCUCUCCCAUUACAGGGAAAGUAAACAAUACAACUCAUGGUAAUCCUAAUGUUAACGGGAAGAGGUAUUCACCACAACAUUCACCGAAGUUGAAUCUGAAGUCGUUAUCACUUAAGGAUUUCGAAAUUGGUAAAAAAUUGGGUAAGGGUAAGUUUGGUAGAGUUUAUUGCGUAAGGCAUAAGGUUACAGGGUUCAUAUGUGCCAUGAAAGUCAUGGAAAAGCAAGAGAUCAUGCAAUAUAACGUUCAAAAACAAUUCAGGAGAGAAGUUGAAAUUCAAAGCUCUUUGAACCACCAAAAUUUAACUAAAUUGUACGGUUACUUCCACGAUGAUAAACGUGUAUAUCUGCUGAUGGAAUAUUUGGUCAAUGGUGAAUUAUACAAACUACUAAGGGCCAAGGGACCAUUAGACGAUAUUUUUGCUUCUCACUACGUGUAUCAAAUGGCAGAUGCUCUUGACUAUAUGCAUCAAAGGAAUAUAAUACAUCGUGAUGUGAAGCCUGAAAAUAUACUGAUUGGAUUUGACAAUACUGUGAAAUUGACUGAUUUUGGCUGGAGUAUCAUCAAUCCUCGUGGCACCAAAAGGAAGACCAUGUGUGGUACCCUUGACUAUUUAUCUCCAGAACUCAUAGCUUCUAAAGAAUAUGAUGAUAAAGUGGACGUUUGGGCUCUUGGUGUAUUAACAUUUGAAUUGGUGGUGAAUUCACCACCUUUUGAAGAAGAUUCUAAAGAACUUACAUCCAAGAGAAUUGUCAGAGGUGAUUUAAAGUUUCCCAAUCACAUAUCUUCAGAUGCGCAAGAUUUAAUUACUAAACUACUACGACAUAAUUCAAAGGAUAGAAUAUCACUACGUGAAGUGAAGCAGCAUCCAUGGAUAACGAAAAACAGACCAUUUUGGUGA
Zygosaccharomyces rouxii is the source of this 1104-nucleotide messenger RNA. RefSeq names its product aurora kinase (gene IPL1). NCBI's taxonomy places the organism in Eukaryota, Fungi, Ascomycota, Saccharomycetes, Saccharomycetales, Saccharomycetaceae. Gene Ontology annotation, cellular component: chromosome passenger complex; spindle midzone; spindle pole centrosome. Gene Ontology annotation, molecular function: ATP binding; protein kinase activity. The transcript has a single exon. The coding region runs from base 1 to 1104 and encodes 367 amino acids. Gene Ontology annotation, biological process: mitotic spindle organization; protein phosphorylation; regulation of cytokinesis. The record is from RefSeq and is a predicted model, not a curated record.